CCUGGAAACUCGUUUAUUGUGAUUCUUUCAUGUUCUUCAAGAGAUUCCAGGGUCCUUGAAAAGAUUCCAGAGCCAUUGUUUGGUUCAGAGCUGCUGGUGCAUUGCGCCCUCUGGUGGCGGUGAAGGUAGUCUUUGCUUCAGUACUCCUGAGGAGUGAGAGCUCUGCAGGUGCAGAGAAGAUCUUUGGUUGCAACAAGCUGCUGCAGCGGAGAGGAAGCGCGAGUUGCAGGUGGAUGACCGACUGACGGGACUCAAACCGACAACCUGACACACACUGAGGCAGACAGACAGACAGACAGACAGCUCUACCGUGUGCGGAUUAUCUUCUGUUUGAGAUGAAGGAGCAGAACUUUAAAGAGGAAGUGAUGAAGAUUCUGGAGGAAGCUCCGAACGCCAGAAAAGCUCUUCUGGAAAACUACGAUAACCUUCUGAAUGUGGCAGACUACUGCAACAGCAACUAUUUACAGGCAGGUGACGGCAGCCUGAAGGCGUUGGAGGAAACAAAGAAGUUCACCACCCAAUCACUGGCCAGCGUGGCGUACCAGAUCAGCACUCUGGCCAGCAGCGUACUGACUCUGCUCGACGCUCAGACCAAUCAGCUGCGUCACAUGGAGUCUUCCAUCAACCUCAUUUGUCAGACGGUGGAGAUGCACAAAGAGAAAGUUUCUCGAAGAGAAAUCGGUGCCUUUACAGCGGUGAGACGAGUCCCGCGCAGCCACAAGAUCCUCCCCCCUACUCAACCUGCUGGUACUCAGCCCCGCCCACCAUACAGCCGCCGGCCAAUCAACUACCAGCAGCUGGACGGCCUGGGCCACGGCAUGAAGGUCUCUGGGAAACAGUCGGACCGAACAGGAACCAUCCGUAAACACGGCGCCUCCACCAGGUUCAGAGUUAGAUUCUACUGA
Messenger RNA from Morone saxatilis (striped sea-bass), 905 nucleotides. Its product is annotated as abl interactor 1-like. NCBI's taxonomy places the organism in Eukaryota, Metazoa, Chordata, Actinopteri, Moronidae. Gene Ontology annotation, cellular component: lamellipodium. The transcript has 5 exons. The coding region runs from base 336 to 905 and encodes 189 amino acids. Gene Ontology annotation, molecular function: SH3 domain binding. The record is from RefSeq and is a predicted model, not a curated record.